AUGAGUCAGUUUAUCUCGUUGCAAGGUAUAUAUCGAAUAAUAUUGGCGCGUUUAUGAUAAGAAAAUGCAACAAAAUGCAUUGUUAAAAUUGUGUAUUACAUUUAUUUACAUUUGUUUUCAGUUGGACAAUGCGGAAACCAAAUUGGUUCGGCGUUUUGGCCCUUAGCGUUACACGAGUACGGCGUGCAAACAACAAAUACUGGAAUGAAUUUGCUUAAAACGCAACGAGAUCACAUUAAAAAUAUCGGCGAUUUGUCUGAUGCGUUCGACAGCUUCUUUGUUGUACCUGACAAUUCACAUGAUUUGUGCUUCAAAGGUAUAACCGAUUUGAAACGAGCCAAGGUCAAAGCUAGGGUUAUCAUACUUAUGGUACAGAGUAUCAUGAGAAAUUGGAAGAUACUAUCAGAUAUAUGGUAGAAAAGUGUUCUAAGUUACAUGGUUUUCUAUUAAUGCAUUCUGUUGGAGGUGGUACUGGUUCUGGAUUAGGAACAGCUGUUUUAAAGCUACUGGCUGAUAAUUAUCCUACUAUAGAUAGACUAGUACCUUGCAUAUAUCCAAUUGUUAUGCAAGAUGUUGUUACAGCUCCAUACAAUGUAUUGUUGUCGACUCGAGAGCUUAUAGAUUACGCAACUUGUGUAUUUCCUAUUGAAAAUGAAUCUCUUUUGGAUAUAUGCAAUGCACAAUUGAAAGUAAAAGGCAACACAGAACAAAUAAAUUACAAUGUCUCAUGUAAGCCAUUUCAAGAUAUGAACAGUAUUGUUGCAAAUAUGCUUCUUCAUUUAACCAGUGGAUCUAGGUUUCCUGGUAAUUUAAAUAUGGAUAUGAACGAAAUAGCAACGAAUCUCGUACCGUACCCUAAAUUACAUUAUAUAUUCAGUAGCGUUAGUCCAUUAACGUUAUCCGCGCCAACGAUGUACAGUGUAUCAGGAACAAAGCUAAUAGAUGAAAUAUUUAUUAAUGCAUGGUCACGAAAUAGUCAGUUAAUUAAACUAGAUCCGCUACAAUCAGGGUCUAUGAUUUUGAGUGCUGCGCAUGUUGCUAGAGGAAACUGUUCUGUGAACGAUUUAAAACGAAACAUUGAGAGAUUUCGGAAAAAGGUUACGUUCACAGAUUGGAGCAAUGAAGCUAUGAAAGUAGGUUUGUGUUCUGUACCCCCAGCUGGACACUCAAUCUCUUUGUUGUGUCUUUUAAACUCUUCCUCGAUGAUCUCGUUAUUUAAAAAUGUAAUAGAACAGUUUACGAGAUUGUACAGAAGGAAGGCACAUGUGUAUCACUACACCCAAGUACAUGGUUUCGAAGAAACGCAUUUCAUUGAUUGCAAAGAAACAAUUUCAAAUUUGAUUAUGCAGUACACAGAGCUGCAAAGUAAAAGUCAAAAGAAUAUUUCUCGGUUACAGAUACUUUAA
Heterotrigona itama is the source of this 1406-nucleotide messenger RNA. NCBI's taxonomy places the organism in Eukaryota, Metazoa, Arthropoda, Insecta, Hymenoptera, Apidae. The record is from the annotation of a GenBank genome assembly.